Molecule: messenger RNA, 522 nt
Organism: Prorocentrum cordatum
Lineage: Eukaryota; Dinophyceae; Prorocentrales; Prorocentraceae
Source: the annotation of a GenBank genome assembly
AUCAGCGAACUCGAGGUGUCGGGGGAAGGCCAGCGCGUGGAGGAGCUGAAGGACGAAGAACUGGAGGGCCUGCGGGAGGAUGCGGACAAGAACGCGUCUCGCUACGCCAGGCUGUACCAGCAGAUGAUUCACUUGCGCGAGCUCAAGGAGGGGUACGGGGCGAAGUACGAGACCGAGAAAAACGCAAGCGACAUGUUCCAGGCCAAGACGCAGGACCUGGCCCAGAAGCUCCAGUCGGCAAGCAGGGAGAUGGAGAUGCUGCAGCGGACGCGGGAGCGGGCCAUGGAGAGGGAACAGUCCGCGCGCUCCGAGGAGGAGGAGUACUCCACGGAGAACGCGCAGCUCCAGAGCCAGAACGAGCAGCUCGUGCAGCAGGUGAAGGCCCAGACGGCGGAGGCGGCCCAAAGCCAGGCAGAGGUGGAGGCGCUGCGCGAGCAGGUGAAGGAGCUGAGGGCCAGCAGGGCGAUGCAUGAGCGCAGCUCCCACGCGGCCUGGGUGGCGAACGAGCGGGAGCUGAUCCAG